Molecule: messenger RNA, 1212 nt
Organism: Phyllopteryx taeniolatus (common seadragon)
Lineage: Eukaryota; Metazoa; Chordata; Actinopteri; Syngnathiformes; Syngnathidae
Gene: prok2
Product: prokineticin 2
Exons: 3
Coding region: 1-321 (106 amino acids)
Source: RefSeq, a predicted model, not a curated record
AUGAAGUCCUUAUUUCUGCUCCUCUUCCUGCUUUUGGUGUCCCAUGGGUCUUCAGCGGUCAUCACAGGGGCAUGUGAGAAGGACUCCCAGUGUGGAGGAGGAAUGUGCUGUGCGGUGAGUUUGUGGAUUCAUAGCCUGCGUAUGUGCACACCGAUGGGAGCGGAAGGAGAUGACUGUCACCCCAUGAGCCACACUGUUCCUUUCAUUGGGAAAAGACUUCAUCACACAUGUCCCUGUCUACCCAACUUGUCAUGCAUCACUGUAGAGGAGGGACAAUCGAGAUGCCUCUCAUCAUAUCAGAGAGACCAAGACUACAUCUGAUGAGCAAUUUAAUGCUACCACUGUAAAUAUUUGCAACUGUUGUAGUAUUCAUUCAAAUAUUUUUGUAAUAAUGAGGUACAGUGUAUUUAGUACGGUAACACAGUAGUACAGUGGUCAGUAUGUCUGCCUCAGAGUUCUUAGGGGUGGGGUUCUAAUCUCAGCUCUGGCCAUCCUGUAUGUAGUGGGUUUGUGUGGGUUUUCUCCGGGUACGCCAGCUUCCUCCCACAUUCCAAAAACAUGCAGGUUAGGUUCAUUGAAGAUUCUAAGAUUGUCCAUAAGUCUCAAUGUGAGUGUGAAUGCUUGUUUGUCUGUAUGUGCCUUGCCACUAACAGGUGACCUCUCCGGAUUGUACGCCACCUCUCACACAAUGUCAGCUGGGAUAGCCUCCAGUUAACCUGUGACCUUAAUAUGGACAAGUGGUAUAGAAAAAAGGAGAGAUAAUAAGGUAUGGAUAUGCAUGGAUAAAUACAACAUCAUUCAAGUAAAUAUAUCAGUGAAAAUGAAAACAAAAAUCCAAAAGUUGCUGGCCUCAAUUGCCUUACUGGAGUGAAACUGCCAAAGGGAGGUUUGUUGUAAAACUAUUUAAUCAUAUGGAAAACUUGGGCAGAACUUUAUAGUGAAGCAGCCUCUCUAGAGAAUCAACAUUUUCAAAUAAAAACCAAAAAAAGCCACCUAUUCUUCAAUUCAAAUAAAUACAUUUGUGCAAAAUUCAGAAAGGGUUGUUGUUUUAUCACAUUUGAAAAAGAGCAAACACACAUAGACCUGAAAGCAGUCUUGUAUGAAGUACCUGAAAGCAACACUUGAGUCAAAGUAAAAGUGUCUUAACAGAAAAUAAAUGGUAGAAGUUAAAGACACAUUGUAGAAUAUUACUUGAGUACAAAUCUUAAAAUA